AUGAGUGAACCAUUCGAUUUGUUAUCACGAAAAGAUGCGACUGAAACGUGUAAGGAUGAAGAAGCAAAUCUCAUAGGAUCACAGAAAACGGUGAAAGGAAAUCGUUCGUUCUCAUGGAAUGACCCGUUUCGAUUAGGACCGAAAUUUCAUAGAGUGAGUAAGAGAUUUCGGAAAAUGAGUUGUGUAUCGAAGACUGAGGAUGAAGACAUGCCAAUCGAGGUACCGAGGCAUAAAAGUAUUGAUAUAGGCGUGGGCUUAGCCCGGAGGGUGUCAUUAUUUAUUUUCACUAAACGGUCUGUUUGCUUACAUCCGUACCAUCCGUACACACCCAAGCAAACAACCAGGAAGAUUUUUCUUCGGAACGAUGAGAAACAAAAGCAUUGA
Pieris macdunnoughi is the source of this 384-nucleotide messenger RNA. The record is from the annotation of a GenBank genome assembly. Lineage: Eukaryota; Metazoa; Arthropoda; Insecta; Lepidoptera; Pieridae.